This is a messenger RNA of Funneliformis geosporum, 219 nucleotides long. The record is from the annotation of a GenBank genome assembly. NCBI's taxonomy places the organism in Eukaryota, Fungi, Glomeromycota, Glomeromycetes, Glomerales, Glomeraceae.
AUGCCUGAAGAGAAACAUAAAUUAUCUAAUAUUCGUAAUAUCGGUAUCGUGGCACACAUUGAUGCUGGUAAAACUACUACCACUGAAAUUAACCUUAUCGAUACUCCUGGUCACGUGGACUUUACAGCAGAGGUGGAAAGAUCUUUGCGAGUGCUAGAUGGAGCUGUAGUAGUCCUAGAUGGAAGUAAGGGAGUGCAAGCUCAAACCGAAACUGUUUGA